Messenger RNA from Betta splendens (Siamese fighting fish), 2024 nucleotides. RefSeq names its product secreted phosphoprotein 1 (gene spp1). The record is from RefSeq and is a predicted model, not a curated record. The transcript is spliced from 8 exons. Gene Ontology annotation, biological process: ossification; cell adhesion. Bases 149 to 1315 code for a protein of 388 amino acids. Lineage: Eukaryota; Metazoa; Chordata; Actinopteri; Anabantiformes; Osphronemidae.
UAAACAGCAGCAUCACAGAGAGCAGUCAAAGUAGUUGGAAACCCAGGAGAUAAACUAAGAUCAAAGCACAUCUGCCUGUUUUUGUGCAACGUCUCUGCAACCCCUGAAGCGUCCUCUGUCUGCAAACAAGACACCAAAGUGUGACACAAUGAAAGUGGCUGUUAUUUUCAUUCUGCUCUUUGCCACAGUUCUCUGCCGGCCGGCAAAAAGAGUUUCUCACAGCAGUUCAGAGAGUUCUGAAGAAGUGGUGAGACGUCCAGCACCUCAGGCCAUCAAGAAAAAGGCGCCCGUGGCUCCUCCAGCUCAAGUACGACGUUUCCAGAAUGUUGUAGCAGCAGCAGUAGCAGCAGCAGCAGCUGGAUCUGAUGAAAAAUCAGAGGAGACCUCCGAGGAAGAGCAGAAGGCUGCACCAGAGGCACCAGUACAAGUCAAAAGCGCCAGCACAGUGCUAGCCUCAGACCCAGGCUCAGAUACAACCCCUGUUAAAGGCAGUGACAGUGACAGUCAUGGAGAUGAUGAUGAUGACGAGAACGAUGAAACAGGGGAUACCGACGAGGACAAGGAAGAGGAGGACAAGGAGGAGGAGGAGGAGGAGUCAGGGGAGUCCUCCACCCCUGCUCCUGCUACCAUCAGCCCUGUGGUGAUCACAGAGGGGCCCGUGGUGGAACCCACAGCGGAGCCCAUCGAGCCAACUAUCGUCACAGACACGGACGCGUCCCGAGGUGACAGCUUGGGAGGCCCCAGUGAAUACAAGUCCAUCAUCUACGUGGAGGACAAAUCCUACCACAAGCUUCCUUCUCCCUACAAGUCCUACGAGUUUGUUGGCGCAGGAAAGAAGAUGGCCUAUGACAUGACUGACGGCAACGAGGUGGAGAAGUCUGUGAAGCUCUAUAAGGCUCUUCAGGUCCACUCUGAUCUUCUCGAGGAGGACACCAGCACCUCCGAGGUGAACAGCCAGACCCAGGAUGCCUCCUCCAGCACCCUGGACCAGGAGCCCAGCUACCGCCAAGCCGCCGUCCCAGAGGAGGACGGCACCAGCACCAGCGAAGCCAGCGCCAGUGACACGACCAGCGAGAGCUCCAGCACCCCAGAGGAGGAGGAGGAGGAGGAGAACGAGGACAACGCCAGCACGGACAGCAGCACCAGCCAGGAGUCUGAGGACGAGGAGGAGGAGAGCCAGAGCAGCGAGGAGACCACGGCCACGCCCGGAGCUGCCGACAGCGAUUCAGACGAGAGCGACAGUGACGAGGGGGACAACGAGGAGGCAGGACCUGACUCUACCACUGACAUGCCAGCGGUGAUCACAGCCAAAUAGGAGGCACCCAUCCGCAGCAUGAAGUGGAUGGUGGUGUCAUCAAAUGAGCGCACGCUGCAUCCAGGUGCAAACGGUUCCCUCAAGAGCCACUUUAACUGCAGGCCCAGCAUGGACGGCCAAGGCUUAAAUAAUGUUGAUUUAAUGUGUCUCAUGCCAAUAGUCCUGUGAUCCUAUAUUUAAAUAAACCAAUAUAGCAGUAUUCCUAUAUGUAGGCCUCCAUGGGGAGGAGUGAAUGAUGUUGAAGCUGACUUCAUGACCUCUGACCCCAUCUUUUUGCCCAAGAACAAAAAAGGAGACAAUCUAAAGUACUGUCUCUACACUAACACAACAGUGUAUCCUACAUGUAAUCCUACAUGCAAUAUGCAGACCUACAUGGUUUUGUGCGUAUGACCUUCAAAAAACAAAGCUGUCGACACAAGUGAUCAUGUCUAGUCUUAUAAGAGUCGAUAUUACAUACACUGCCUGUGAGGCCCAGUUUUGUUGCUUGCUAAUAUCAAAUUUGCUGGUGUAGAUUAAAAAUGACAGGAGCGAAUGAGAAAAAUGCACCAUCCACUCAACUACAGUUCAUGACGGUUUAGAUGCAGUUCACACAUACACCACAGCCCUGUUUAUUUGCACAGUUUCUACCUACACUACAUGUUGUUUACUGUAAUGUGUAAUAAUUUACAAUUUCUUAAAAAUUAAUAAAGAUCUUUUUCAUAAAAUGAGA